Molecule: messenger RNA, 2853 nt
Organism: Rhodotorula graminis WP1
Lineage: Eukaryota; Fungi; Basidiomycota; Microbotryomycetes; Sporidiobolales; Sporidiobolaceae
Exons: 5
Coding region: 1-2814 (937 amino acids)
Biological process (GO): rRNA processing
Cellular component (GO): small-subunit processome; nucleus; sno(s)RNA-containing ribonucleoprotein complex
Source: RefSeq, a predicted model, not a curated record
AUGCCAGGCAUCACUACCGGCUCGCCCAAGAGCCCGUCGCCCUCGAAGAAGGGCAAGGGCAAGCAGCGUGCCACUUCGUCGCCUUCCGCCUCAUCGCCCAAGGCCGCCUCGUCGCCCGCCCAGCAGCCCGCCAUGGCCUCGCCCAAGCACAAGCAGAGCUCGCCGACCAAGCAGCAGCAGCAGCAGCAGCCCACACCCGCGACCACCGGCGACGCCGACGACAACGAGCUCCUCGCGCUCGCGCAGAGCAUCGCCGACAACGCGCACCUCCUCGUGCGCGGCAAGGGCAGCGACGAGCUCGCCGAGCGUGCUCGGUCGGUCCUCAAGCGCUCGUUCGACCUCGCCCUCGCCUCCGAGUCGACCGCCUUCCCUCACCUCGGCACCCUCCUCGACCAGCUCGCCCCCUCUGCCGGCCCUUCCACCCGUUCGCGCUCGGCAGCCGCCGCCGCCGCCUCGCUCGACGACAACGACGACGACGAAGAGCCGUUCGUGCUCGCGCCGACGCCCAUCCCCGAGUUGACGACCGAGGGCAUGGACGCCGAGAUGGUGUGGGAGCAGAUGGAGCUGCGCGGCCGCACCGUCGACGGCCUCAUGGGGGAGAUGUUCGGACAGGGCGACGAGGACGAGGACGACGAGUUCGACUUUGACGAGGGCGAGGACGACGAGGACGAGCGGUACGGCGCGCGAGGAGGAGAGGGCGAGGACGACGACAAGUCGACCGAGGGCGAGGACCUCGACGACGACGGCGAGGACCUGCCGCAGGUGGCGGCCGAGGAGUACUACCGCCGUCUCGGUGAGGGCAAGGAGGAGGGCCUCGACAGCGAGGACCUGUCGUUCGUCGACACGGGCGAGGACGAGGACCUCGAGCUCGAGGAGGAGGAGGAGGAGGAGCCGGCGCCCGCACCUGCGCCGACCAAGAAGGCCAAGGGCGCCAAGAAGGGCAAGGCGGCGGCCGUCGACGCCGACGCCGACGCCGAACCGGCGAGCACGCUCACGCUCGACAACUUUGACGGCGAGUCCGGGUCCAAGGGUCGGGCAGCUCGUCGCACGCCGUCGGGUCCUCCUUCCGCCGUCGACGAUCAGUUCUUCUCGCUCGCCGACUUCCACCGCGACGCCGACGAGGGCGAGUACCAGAUGGCCAAGCGCCUGCGCGGCGAGGCCCUGUCGGACGACGACGACGACCUCGACGACCUCGACGACGAGAGCGGCGAGGGCGGCAUCGACCUGUUCGCGCCCGUCGGCGGCAUGGGCGGUGGAAACGGCGACAGCGACGACGAGGAGGAGGAGGGCGAUCUCGACGCGGCGGGCGUCAUGUUCCGCGACUUCUUCGACGCGCCGUCCGGCGGGCGAGGGCGCAAGCCGCCGCCCAAGGGCAAGGGCAAGGCGACCGGCGAGGGCAAGGGCAACAAGCCCGCCGCCGCGCCCGCCGCCGCCGACGACGCCGACGACCUCGUCGACGACGACGGCGAGCCGCCCAAGAAGAAGCGCGGCGUGCGCUUUAACGACGCCGUCAAGGUCAAGGAGAUCCCGCACAGACUCGCGGGCAAGAAGCGCGCGGCGGCAGCCGCCGGCGACGAGGACGACGACGAGGAUGCCGAGGGCAUCGAGCGCCUCGAGGACCUCGUCGCGGGCAGCGAUGACGAGGAGGAGAUGGGCGAGGGAGGGUCGGACGAGGAAGAGGACGAGGACGAGGAGAUGGAGGGGCUCGAGGGCGACGAGGAGAUGGACGUCGAUGGAGAGGAGGAGGAGGAGGAGGAGGGCAGCGUCGAGGACGACGAGGACGAGCUCGCCGGCGACCAGAAGGCGAUCGAGCGGUUCAGCAGCGACCUGUUCGGCGACGAGGAGGACGAGGAGGAGGACAAGCACAAGAACCUGUCGCGGCACGAGCGGCGCCUGCUCCAACUCUCGUCGCAGAUCGCGACGCUCGAGCAGGAGAACGUCGGACCCAAGGAGUGGGCGACCAAGGGCGAGGCGCGCACCAAGGACCGGCCGAUCAACUCGCUCCUCGAGGAGGACCUCGAGUUUGAGCGCAUGGGCAAGGUCGCGCCCGUCAUCACCGAGGAGACGACGGCGUCGCUCGAGGACCUGAUCAAGAAGCGCAUCCUCGACAACCAGUUCGACGACGUCGAGCGCCGCGUCGCCGUCGACCCGAACCAGUUCCUCCCGAGCCGGUACCUCGAGCUGCAGGACACCAAGUCGCAGAAGGGCCUCGCCGAGGUGUACGCCGACGAGUUCCGCGACUCGCGCGAGCGCGAGGAGGGCCGCGAGGUGACGCACGAGCUCGACGCCGACCUCCAGAAGCGCCACGACGACAUCGAGGCCCUGUUCGAGGACCUCGCGAGCCGACUCGACGCUCUGAGCAACGCCCACUUCACGCCCAAGGCGCCCAAGGCGACCAUCACGACCAUGUCGAACCUGCCGUCGGUCUCGCUCGAGUCGGCGCUCCCGACGUCGCAGUCGACGACGACGCUCCUCGCGCCCGAGGAGGUCUACACGGCGUCGGGCCCUGACAGCGCGCUCGCGAUCGACAAGGCCGACCUGACGCCGCAGCAGAAGAAGGCGCUGCGGCAAAAGCAGCGCCAGGGCCGCAAGCAGACGGCCGAGCGGGCCGAGCGCAUCCUCGCGAGCCAGGAGCGGCGCAAGGGCGUCCGGGGCGAGAAGGAGGCGGCCGAGCGGCAGCUCAUUGGUGCGAGGGGCGUCACGGUGCUCGGCAAGGGCGGCAAGGAGAAGAAGGCCGAGGGCAAGAAGCGCAAGCGCGGCGACGCCGACGGCAUGGGCGCGGGCACGCCGACCAGCGUCGGGCUCAAGCUGUAGCGGUCUGUGCAUCGCGACCGUCCUUUCACCGAGCCUUUC